UAGUGAUAACACAAUGUCCAGCUCCGAUCCAUCAAAAGAAGAGUUGAAGGCAAGGAUCGCUGAGUUGGAACGCGAACUGGAGGAGUUCAAGAGUGCUGCUGCCUCUUCCGCUCCUCCUGCUCCUGCUCCAACUACAACCACAACGCCGAACGGAUCCUACGAAGAUAGCAAUGACUUCAAGCUCAGCCUCCCCGAAUACCUCCGCUACGGCCGCCAACUCCUCCUUCCGCCUCUUGGCCUCUCUGGCCAGCUCCGUCUCAAACAAUCCUCUGUCCUCGUAAUCGGAGCUGGUGGUCUCGGUUCUCCAGCGCUGAUGUAUCUUGUGGGCUCGGGGGUGGGGACGGUAGGGGUUGUGGAUGGGGAUGUGGUUGAUGUUAGCAACCUACAUCGGCAGGUUAUGUACGGGGGUUGUGAGGGCAAGGCGAAGGUUGAGGGUGCACGAGAGUAUCUCAAGCGGUUAAACCCAAAUGUCAACCUCGUCAUCUACGAAGAACAUCUCACCCCUAAUAACUCCCUCGACACCCUCGCCCCCUACGAUCUAAUCUUAGACUGCACCGACACCCCCCUAACCCGCUACCUCAUCUCCGACACCUGUGUUCUCCUCAACCGGAAACCCCUCAUUUCUGCCUCGGCCCUCAAACUCGAAGGAACUCUGACGCAUUUUCUCAAAGGGAAGGAGGGCCCGUGCUAUCGGUGUAUCUUCCCGAGGGCACCAGUUGGGGUAGAAACAUGUGGGGAUAGUGGGGUGUUGGGGCCUGUAGUGGGCGUGAUGGGUGUUUUGCAGGCUUUGGAGGCUAUCAAAUUCCUCGGAUUGGGAGAGAAAGACAGAAAAGAGCAAGAACAAGAGGGAACGAAGAUGUUGCUGUUUGGGGCGUGGCCGGAGAUGACGUGGAGGUCUAUCAAGAUGAGGCCAAGGAAGAAGGAUUGUGUGGUUUGUGGAGAGAAUCCCACUAUCACUCUCGAAGUUUUCCGGAAGGGGGAAGUGGAUUAUGGGGCGUUUUGUGGGGGUGUGGGCUUACACGACGGGGAGAGGUUAAGGAGAGAGGAGAGGGUCAAGGUGCAAGAGCUCAAGGAGGCGCUAGACAAGGGAAGGGCACUUGUGGUGGAUGUGAGGGAUGAGACACAAUAUGGGAUCACCGCACUCCCAAACUCGUUCAAUGUUCCACUCCGGACUCUCCAGCAAGACCCAGAUGAUCUUCCAGCAGUACUUCAGGAGGCGGGGCAGGGGCAGGGGCAGGGGCAGGAAGGAAAGGAGAUUUUUGUGGUGUGUAGGUACGGGAAUGACUCGCAAACUGCUACAAGGAUACUGAAGGAGGGGUGGGAGAGGGAAGGUCAGGGGUUUGUGGUUAGGGAUGUUAUUGGGGGUUUGGAUGCUUGGAGCCGGGAGGUUGACGGGGAGUUUCCAAGGUAUUAGAGUUAGAUUUAGAAAUUACAGAUCGGCACUAGAGAUCGGCUGAGCAACUUUAUCUCUCAACACGAACGGCGAUACGUCCUUUCGAAC
This is a messenger RNA of Saitoella complicata NRRL Y-17804, 1501 nucleotides long. RefSeq lists its product as uncharacterized. Lineage: Eukaryota; Fungi; Ascomycota; Saitoellomycetes; Saitoellales; Saitoellaceae. The record is from RefSeq and is a predicted model, not a curated record. Gene Ontology annotation, biological process: tRNA wobble position uridine thiolation; protein urmylation. Gene Ontology annotation, cellular component: cytoplasm; cytosol. The coding region runs from base 14 to 1414 and encodes 466 amino acids. The transcript has 2 exons. Gene Ontology annotation, molecular function: URM1 activating enzyme activity; thiosulfate-cyanide sulfurtransferase activity; adenylyltransferase activity.